CUCCUAGCUCUGCAGAGACAGCUAGAGAGUUGGGUGAAAAUGAGUUCCAUGAAGACAUUUGCAUUGUGUGUUUUCUUCACAUGGGCUAGCUUUUGUAUGAGUGAGAGAGUGGAACUUAACAUAAGAAGUGUUACAUCUGUAGCAAAAACUGAUGAAGAUUUUAUCUGUGCAACUAUUGAUUUAUGGCCUUCAACCAAGUGUGAUUACAAUCAGUGUCCAUGGCCUAAAGUUGGCCUUCUUGAGUUGGAUUUGAAGAAUAAGGUUUUUGCUAAUGCCAUCAAAGCAUUCGACCCCUUGAGAAUAAGAAUUGGAGGGUCACUGGAAGAUCAGACUGUUUACAAGAUUGGAUUGGUCACCAAAUGUCCGCAUUUCAAAAACAAGAUGAAUGUGAGACGUUUUGGAUUUUCCAACGGUUGCAUCACCAUGGAAAGAUGGGAUGAGCUCAACCACUUGUUCAACGAAACUGGGGCUAAAGUGACGUUCAGUCUGAAUGCUCUUCGUGGAAGGAAAUUAGAAAAGAAGAACAGCACACUUUGGGUAGGUGAUUGGAACAAAAUAAAUGCCCAGGAAUUCAUGAAGUACACCAUCUCCAAAGGUUACAAGAUUGAUUCGUAUGAACUUGGAAAUGAGCUAUCUGCAUCUGGGGUUUCUGCAAAGGUUAAGGCUCGACAAUAUGGAAAAGACAUGAUUGUUCUUAGCAACCUUGUAAAAAGGCUGUAUGCCAACUCUUCUUAUCAGCCAAAGCUAUUGGGUCCUGCUGGCUUCUACGAUCAGGACUGGUUCAAUGAAUUCCUCCAGGUUUCGGGACCAGGAAUUGUUCAUGGUUUAACUCACCAUAUCUACAAUCUUGGUCCAGGUGUUGAUGCAAACCUUAUAAAUAAAGUUCAAGACCCCUAUUUCCUAGACGAAAUAGCACAAACAUUCAAAGAUGUUUCGGAAUCAGUUAAGCUAUAUGGGCCAUGGAGUGGCGCAUGGGUUGGGGAAUCUGGAGGUGCUUACAAUAGCGGUGGCAAACAUGUCUCCAAUACCUUUGCUAAUGGUUUUUGGUAUUUGGAUCAGCUGGGAAUGUCCUCCACUUUCGAUCAUAAGGUGUACUGCAGACAAGCUUUGAUCGGAGGAAACUAUGGUCUUCUUAAUACAACUACAUUUGCCCCUAACCCCGAUUACUAUGGCGCGUUGUUGUGGCAUCGCCUCAUGGGAACUAGAGUUCUUCAAGUUAGUCAUGAUGGAUCUCCUUAUCUACGUUCAUACGCGCAUUGUUCCAAACAUUCUAAAAGAGGUGACAUAACGGUGCUUCUGAUAAAUAUGUCAAACUCUACCACUUUUAUAGUAAAUACUAGGAAUGAUCUAAAUCUUUACCCAAGUGAACGUACCGUGAGGCUCCCACCAAGAGAAGAGUACCAUCUGACACCAGAAGACGGCAACAUUCAAAGCGAAGUAGUGUUAUUGAACGAUACACCAUUGAAGCUUACAAAGUCGAUGGAUAUCCCAAAUCUGAACCCAGCAUUUGCUUCUCCACUUGAUCCUAUCAAAGUUGCACCUGAUUCUUUUGUCUUUGCAGUCCUAAGAGGUUUUGACGCUCCUGCUUGUUCUUCUUCAUAAGUAGCAGAAGAGACUGCGGUUUUCAUAUGAUUAGUAUAGGAAGACUUCAGCAGAGUAAUUACGUUAUAGGUUAUAGUCAUUUGCAUUUACAAUUUUGCCAGUUUACUUUAAGCAUGGUCUGUCCAGGUUUGGAUAAGUCUGAGGUUUACAUGAACAAUUUUACGGUAUCCUGUUAUCAAUGGUUUAGGAAUAUAUGUAACUUAGCUACA
This is a messenger RNA of Daucus carota subsp. sativus, 1811 nucleotides long. RefSeq names its product heparanase-like protein 2. The transcript is spliced from 8 exons. Gene Ontology annotation, cellular component: membrane; plant-type cell wall. Gene Ontology annotation, molecular function: beta-glucuronidase activity. The record is from RefSeq and is a predicted model, not a curated record. NCBI's taxonomy places the organism in Eukaryota, Viridiplantae, Streptophyta, Magnoliopsida, Apiales, Apiaceae. The coding region runs from base 40 to 1602 and encodes 520 amino acids.